Echinostoma caproni is the source of this 396-nucleotide messenger RNA. NCBI's taxonomy places the organism in Eukaryota, Metazoa, Platyhelminthes, Trematoda, Plagiorchiida, Echinostomatidae. The record is from the annotation of a GenBank genome assembly.
AUGUAUUCUGAGCUCUCUGAGUCCUCCGACGAGGACACUUUACCCAUGCGGGAAAUCCCCGUGUCACAUGCGGUGCCUAAAACCAGCGACUGGGCUAGCACUCAGAUAGCGCUAGAAGAGGCUCCAGUCGCCCUUGACCUGCAAGGUUCGAUUACACACGAACUGCGUGGGAAAUUCGCGUCACUAGAUAACGAUUUAAGUCACCUCACAGCGUUAUUUAAGGAUAACUUCCCAGCAUGCGCUGCCACAGGCCAGGUGAUCACACUAUCGAAACAACAGAUAUUCGACACUGCAGCCGAACUAGAAUCAGCGGCCAUUAGCACCAAACGGAUUAUAAUUUGGGGUAGUUUCCCCAAGUUUAAUUCUCCGGUUCAAGCAACCGAAAUCCUCUUAUAA